ACCAAAAAAAAAUAGAAAAUUAAAGACACACAUGCAUGAUUCAUGCAUUUUCCAGGACAAAAAGGACAAGGGAAUACUGUUUAGGAUCUUUUUGAAGUAUAUACUAUUGGGAAUUAAUUUAGAAGUAUGUAAGAGACAAUUGGUCAAACUCAAAUUCUAGCUUUUAAUUAAGUUGAUUUUGGCUUGUUAACAGAACUUAUGGAAGUACUCAGCUUUAAUUUUGGAGUUUCAGCGAACGUCAAACGAUUCUCCAGAAUCAUUAUGCAGCAAAUUCCUCAAAUAUUCAUAUUUACAUCCCCUCUUUAAAGAAUUUGUAAUCACAAUGACAGAUAGCUGCAACAGACUUGCAGUUGGAAGGGACAAAAUCGAUAGACUAUCGGAUCUUCCUAUUAAUGUCAUGCACCAGAUCCAGGAUCACAUGUCUAUCGAAGAUGCUGCAAAAAUGAGUAUUUUGUCUAGUACGUGGAAAUAUGCUUGGGCUUCAAACCCGAAGCUCGUAUUUGAUACACCGUUUUGCACAAAGAGAAUGGCGUCAAACACAAUAGACAUCAUUAGUACAAUUCUGUUGCAGCAUCAUGGAGCCAUUAAGAUAUUCCUCGUAGAUAUUUCAGUUAUACAUUCUUCUCAGCACUCAGUUAUCGAUCAAUGGAUGCUAUUUUUGUCAACAAACGGUCUCGUGGAUCUCACUCUUCGGAAUCAAAACAAUGUCAAUGCACCUUAUGAAUUGCCUUCCUAUCUGUACAGUGUAGGACUAGAACGUUUGGUCCUGUCGAACUGCAUUUUCAGGCCGGCUUGCAGUUUCAGGGGUUUCCACAAACUCAAAACACUUUUACUAAAGCGAGUUGCUUUUGAAUUAGUCGCUGCAACUUCUUCCCUGUGGAUGCCAAACCUUGAGAGAUUGCGUUUUACGCAAUGUAGUGGUUUUGGUUUCUUGAAUAUAUAUGCCCCAAACCUUUUUUGUUUAUGUUUCUAUGGUUGUGGCAAUGACACCCUAAAAUUGAGUCCUUUUAUGGAAUGCACGAAGCUGAAGAUAGUUGCAAUUGAAUCACACGACGAAGUUUCAUUAAACAGACAAGAUAAAACAAUGAAAUUGACAAAUCUUCUCAGCAGCUGGCCAAACCUUAGUCAUCUUAUUUUGGGCAGAUACUUCCUCAAGUUUUUUGCUUCUGGUACUGGAGCAGAGAGUCUUCCCACGCGCCUCACCAGAUUGCGAUGUCUCUAUUUAUCUGAUUGUGAUUUUGACCGUGAAGAUCAAAUAUCUCCGCUUCUAAGCAUUCUUAGAAGUUCUCCCAAUUUAGAAAUACUUCAAAUUCUGUCGGGCCAGAGGAAUAAAUGCGACAUGGAAAUGGAUGUAAAUCUUAUUGAAGAACAAGACGAUAGGGCACAAGGACGACUCAAUAACCUUCAAAUGUUGCUAAUAAAAAAUUUCCAUGGUUCAAGAAUUGAAGUGCGGUUUGUAAGGUUCAUUCUUGGCUCUACUCCUUUACUCCGGAAAGCUAUCCUUUUGGUAGAUACAAAUGUUAAUGAAAGACAAUACUUGAAGAUCUCAGAGGAGUUGAUGCAGUUCCCUCGGGCAUCUCCUAGAUCGAAAAUUGUAUUCCGACCGUGCUCAAAAGAACAAGGCAGGUCUUCAAUGCCAUGUUGUUGAGAUGGCCGGAAUCAGAGGUGGAACCAAGAUUUGAAGUUUAUGGGUUCAGGAAUCUGGUCUGUUUAAGUUAUUGGAUUCUAAAUUAAUAAGUUGUACAUAUUCGAUGAGUUUCUUAAAACAAAUACAUGGUUUGGGACAAAAGCUAGUGAAUUCGGUCGAACCUGUAAUAGUGUUCUAGCUCCGUCCCUGGCUGGAACCCCUUUCUUGCUCUUCAUCGUCAUCUUGCCUUCUGUUCUAUAUGUUUGAAUGACUAGUGUACAGGAUCCUUUAUUUUGUUA
This is a messenger RNA of Nicotiana tabacum (common tobacco), 1926 nucleotides long. Its product is annotated as F-box/FBD/LRR-repeat protein At1g13570-like. NCBI's taxonomy places the organism in Eukaryota, Viridiplantae, Streptophyta, Magnoliopsida, Solanales, Solanaceae. The record is from RefSeq and is a predicted model, not a curated record. Gene Ontology annotation, molecular function: protein binding.